Messenger RNA from Periophthalmus magnuspinnatus, 3042 nucleotides. It is a transcript of the gene cdh15, whose product is annotated as cadherin 15, type 1, M-cadherin (myotubule). Gene Ontology annotation, cellular component: catenin complex; plasma membrane; adherens junction. Gene Ontology annotation, biological process: cell morphogenesis; cell-cell junction assembly; homophilic cell-cell adhesion. Gene Ontology annotation, molecular function: cadherin binding; calcium ion binding. The record is from RefSeq and is a predicted model, not a curated record. Lineage: Eukaryota; Metazoa; Chordata; Actinopteri; Gobiiformes; Gobiidae. Bases 78 to 2480 code for a protein of 800 amino acids. The transcript has 14 exons.
GGAAGAGGGAGAGGAGAGGAAGGACAGCUUUGUGUUUGAAGGAAAAGUUUUGGAGCAGUGGAUUGUCGUCGUUGAGGAUGGAGGGGCGGAUGUUGUUGUUGUUGUCGGUGGUGGUGCUUGGGAGUCUAAUUAGUCAGGCUUGGACGUCGUCGCAGAUUCACCGAAAACACUCAGAGCUUCACACAAUGCACCCGUGGAGAGGGCACAACAGUGGGAGAGUAAAACGAGACUGGAUCAUUCCUCCAAUCAGAGUCCUGGAAAACAGCAAGCAAAUUCCUGAAGAUCUCGUACAGAUUAAAUCGGACAAGAUCUUCACCGGUGAGGUCAUCUACAAACUGGAGGGACCCGGAGUGGACCAAGAACCCAAGAACUUUUUCGAGAUUGACGACAAAACUGGGGUCAUCCGGAGCAAGCGACCUCUGGACCGAGAGAAACACAGAAGCUUCACGCUCAAAGCGUUUGCACUGUCCCCCAGUGGAGAGAGGCUGGAGAAUCCCACAACUAUAGAGAUCAUGGUCCUGGAUCAGAAUGACAACAGGCCGGCGUUCACUAAAAGUCAGUUUGAAGGGUCUGUGGCAGAGUUCUCCAUCCCAGGAACGUCAGUGAUGUCCGUCUCCGCUGAAGACGCAGACGACCCCAUGACUGACAACGCCAUGUUGAGCUACACCAUUCUGUCCCAGGAAAGUGUCCCAGCAAACGCCGUGACCAAGACGAUGUUUGGAAUCAACAACCAGACCGGAACGAUCUACACCAGAGACGUGGGGCUGGACAGAGAGGUUGUCAGAAGUUUCAGGCUGAAGCUGCAGGUGGCUGAUAUGUCGGGCAUGGGGCUGACGGGUGAAGGUGUGGCCGUCAUACAGGUGUCCGACAUCAACAACCACGCGCCCCAGUUCAGCCCCGUCAAGUACAACAUGUUGGCAGUGGAGAACAGACAGGACUACGAGGUGGGACGGGUGAACGUGACAGACAGAGACGAAAGAGGAACGGGAAACUGGGAGGUCAAAUACUCCAUUUACAACGACCCACACAGGAGUUUUUCCAUCACGACAGACCCCGAAACCAACCAGGGAAUCCUCACUGUCGUCAAGCCGUUGGAUUAUGAAGCGCAGCACGAGUACACGCUGGUCCUCACUGUGGAGAACGUGAACGCUCUGAGUCAUAAAGCCCCAAACCUCCCCGUGAGCUCGGCCACGGUGACGGUGACUGUCGUGAAUGAAAACGAAGCUCCGCAUUUCAGAGAAGAUCCCAUAAACGUCGUGGUGAAAGAGUCUGCGCCUACGGGGACAUUACUCAAGUCCAACAUCGCCUACGAUCCUGACAAUUCAGAGCUGAGGUACGAGAUCAGCAGAGAUCCAGAGCGUUGGUUGGACAUUGAUCGAGUGACAGGAGACAUCAGCGUGAAGAGAACGUUCAACAUGAGGUCUCCACAUGUGAGAAACAGCGUCUACACGGCUGCGGUCAAGGUCACAGACUCUGGGGGCGUGUCCACGACUGCGACGCUGACCAUCACUCUGAAGGAGACCAAUGACUUUGCCCCUGAGCUGUCCCCCCUGAGCGGGUCUGUGUGUAAAGACGCACGCAAGAAAAACUCCGGCUUGAUUCUGACGGCUACAGACGAAGACUUUUCCCCACACGCCGCUCCCUUUGUCUUUGAAAUGCUGGAGGACACGUCCAUCAACUGGACUGUCAUUCAAAUAAACGACACUCACGCUCUGCUCCAGCCUCUCGUGGACCUGGAGCCUGGGGAGUACGCGGUGGCUGUGCUGGUGUCAGACUCGGGCCGCCCGGUGCUCGGAGCCAUAUCUCAGGUCAACGUCACCGUGUGUCUCUGUGAUUCUUUUGGAGACUGUAAAUCAGAGGCAGGGGCCAUUUUUGGAGCCACGGUGGGAAUAAACUUCAUCGCUCUCAUCAUCAUAAUGGCCUGCAUCGCACUUCUGCUGUUGCUGCUCCUCCUCGCCGUGGCCAUAACCUCCUGUGGAAGACGCCAUCACAUAAAGAAAGGGACAGGCCUGCUGGGCGGAGAUUCAGAAGACGACAUUCGAGACAAUGUCCUUAACUACGACGAGCAAGGAGGCGGCGAGGAGGACGAGAACGCUUUCAACAUUGACAUGCUGUGGAACCCCCGUGACGCUCCCUCCACUCCCGGGUCGUACUGUCCCAUGCCGGGCCCGAGAGGGAAACAGCCUUUGAGGAGAGACGCUCCGCACAAUCUGCCCUCACCCACGUACCCCCGGAGACCCCCCGCUGACCCCACAGACAUCGAGGACUAUAUCAAUGAUGGCCUGGAAGCAGCCGACAAUGAUCCAAAUGUGCCUCCUUAUGACACAGCCUUGAUCUACGACUUUGAGGGAGAGGGUUCACUGGCAGGAAGUCUCAGCUCCAUCGCCUCAGGCAGCUCAGACGGAGACCAGGACUAUGACUACCUCAACGACUGGGGCCCCCGCUUUAAGAAACUGGCCAAUUUGUACGACCCACGCUAGCUCUGAUGGAAAAACUGCUGAAAAAGACAGAAUUAACAGACGCGUUUAAGGCUCAAGUGUUUCUCUGGGAGCAUUAAAGAGGUUGUGUUGUAGGACCUGACAAAGCAAAGCCAAGGAAAAGCAAAUCAAAGUGGACUUAAAUAAAAGGUGCCUGUGAUUUCUUCUGAAGGUUAUGGGCUGAUUCUACUCCAGCGGUUUGGUGUAAACUUUGUGAAUAGCUCAGGAGAUCACACAGCGCUAGGACGGAGGCUGUGACUUGUGUGUUUUUGUGUUUUCUCAGACAUAAAGUGACGGUGCAUUCAGUCUGAGAUUUCAAAACUUGUUAAUGUAUUUCUUUUUUUUUUUAUAAUUGAUUUUAUAAGGAAAAUCUGCAGUUUGACUCUUUUGAUAUUGUAAAUCCUCCAUUCCAGUGAUGUUUCUUUAUUCUUUAAAAUGAUUGAACAAAAUGGCAAUACUGUUUUGACAUUUCUGUGUUACUCAUGUGUACGGAGGAAUCACUUUUUGUUUGCGUUUUAUUGAAGUUUUGAAUGAAUUACAAAAUAAAUGUGCAUUUUUCUCUUGU